CCAAGUCAAGAUGGCGGCCUCAAUCAGGAAGUGAAAAAAACAAGCCCACUUGAAAAAAAUACAUUAAAACCACCGGUCUCUGUGUGAUAAUAAUACAAUUGUCAUUAAGAGCUCGGUGGAAGGUUACCAGGCAAAGAAAACGUUUUACAUUCUCGGGAUGGCUUUGCUGCGGCUGUGCUAGGUGUGCUGUAGGGACAGUGCGGUCCGGCCGCCAUGUUGUGUGUUCAGGGCGCGUGAGACCCAUCCGCUCUGCGUCUCCUGCCAUGGACGGGGAGGACUACCUGCACCCGGAGGGCCCGCAGCUGGACAGCGCCCCCUACAGGCCCGCCUCGCCGCUCAUGCACUCUGCAGCGGAGGAUCAGAUGUAUCCCUGUAGCUCCUGGGGUGUCCCGCAGCAGUCUGCGUACAACUUUCCCUAUUCUAUGCAAUCCACAAACCAGCAGUACCACUCGAGCGCCGCGUCGCUCGCCCGAUCGGAGACGUACAACGCUUCGCUUUUCCACGACGCCAGCGAGUCGCCUGGCCUCGGGUUCUCCCAGAACAUGGACUUCCCUCAGGAUUUCUCCAUUGAUGACCUCUCCAACACCUCGCUGGACUCCCUGUCCGAAUACGCAGACACCCAAAGCUUCCUCAACUCCGACAGCCUGACGCACGUACCCACCAUAUGGGACGUCAGCACGCACAGCACUGCACAGAACCAGCACGAGCAGAAUCCCAGCCAGUUUCAGGGUCUCGGCACUUUGGAGGAAAUCUCGGCCAUUAUCAACCCCCCGCCUUUGGGAGGAUACCAGAUUCCCACGGCCCACCAACGGCAGCCUGAGGAAGAGGAGGAUGCUGAUGAGGAAGAGGCAGAGGAGCUGGGACACGCCGACACAUAUGCUGAGUACAAACCAUCUAAAUCCACCAUAGGAAUCUCUCACCCGGAUAUCGUCGUGGAAACAAACACCCUCUCCAGCGUUCCGCCUCCUGACAUCACCUACACCCUGUCCAUCCCCGAGGCGACCGUCAGCCGCGGGCUGCUGUCGGCACUGCAGCUGGAAGCCAUCAUCUAUGCCUGCCAGCAACACCAGGUGAUCCUGCAGAAUGGGCAGAGGGCCGGGUUCCUCAUCGGCGACGGCGCGGGGGUGGGGAAGGGCCGAACGGUCGCCGGGGUGAUCUUGGAGAACUACCUGAAGGGGCGGAGGAAAGCUCUGUGGUUCAGCGUGUCCAACGACCUGAAGUACGACGCGGAGAGAGAUCUGAGAGACAUCGAGGCUCCCAACAUCCCUGUGCAUGCCUUAAACAAGAUUAAGUACGGUGACACCACUACCUCAGAGGGCGUCCUGUUCGCCACGUACUCCGCCCUGAUCGGCGAGAGCCAGGCCGGCGGCCAGCACCGGACCCGGCUGAAGCAGAUCCUGGACUGGUGCCGACCCGGGUUCGACGGCGUGAUCGUGUUUGACGAAUGCCACAAAGCCAAAAACGCCACGUCCACCAAGAUGGGCAAGGCCGUGCUGGACCUGCAGAACAAGCUGCCCCUGGCCCGCGUGGUCUACGCCAGCGCCACAGGUGCCUCCGAGCCAAAGAACAUGAUCUACAUGAGCCGGCUGGGGAUCUGGGGAGAGGGCACCCCCUUCAGGGCGUUUGAUGAAUUCCUGCACGCGAUAGAGAAGAGGGGCGUGGGCGCCAUGGAGAUCGUGGCGAUGGACAUGAAGGUGAGCGGGAUGUACAUGGCGCGGCAGCUGAGCUUCUCGGGCGUGUCCUUCCGCAUCGAGGAGAUCGGCCUGGACGACGACUUCAAGCUCGUCUACAACAAGGCCGCCCGCCUGUGGGCGGAGGCGCUGCUGCUCUUCUCGCGAGCAGCGGAUGAGCUGGCGCUGGUCUCCAGGAAGGCGCUGUGGGGCCAGUUCUGGUCCUCCCACCAGCGCUUCUUCAAGUACCUGUGCAUCGCCGCCAAGGUGCGCCGCCUGGUGGAGCUGGCCGAGAGCGAGCUGCGGCAGGGCAAGUGCAUCGUGAUUGGCCUGCAGUCCACCGGAGAGGCGCGUACCCGGGAGGUCCUGGACGAGAACGACGGACACCUGGACAGAUUCGUCUCCGCCGCAGAGGGUGUUUUCCAGUCUCUGGUGCAGAAGCACUUCCCCUCAGAGAAGCAGAAGAGAGAGAAACCAGCUGUAAACAAGAGGAAACGUAAACCUCGUGGUCGGCCGGUGAAGUUACCCAAACCGUGCCAGGAGGUCGGGGGUGUGAUCAGCAUCAGCGAUGACAGCAGUUCUGAGUCCGACGGGCUGGACAGCGACUCAAACUCCUCCCCCGAGUCCCUAUUGGACAACGAUGAUGUCAUAUUCGUCAACCACACCAGCCCCCACACCGUGAAACUAGAAGAAAUGAAGCAAGGGCUACUGAACAAGAUUUCGGAGCUGGGAAAGGAACUACCUCUGAACACCCUGGAUGAGCUGAUUGAUCGAUUCGGAGGUCCCGAGCAAGUCUCAGAGAUGACGGGGCGGAAGGGCCGGGUGGUGCGGCGGGACGGGGUGGUGCGGUACGAGUCGCGGGCGGAGCAGGGCACCAUCGACCACGUCAACAUCCAGGAGAAGAGCCGCUUCAUGUGCGGAGAGAAGCGGGUGGCUAUCAUAUCGGAGGCGGCCAGCUCGGGCAUCUCCCUGCAGGCGGACCGGCGGGUGAAGAACCAGCGGCGCCGGGUCCACAUGACCCUGGAGCUGCCCUGGAGCGCCGACCGAGCCAUCCAGCAGUUCGGCUGA
This is a messenger RNA of Anguilla anguilla (European eel), 2738 nucleotides long. It is a transcript of the gene sbno2a, whose product is annotated as strawberry notch homolog 2a. Gene Ontology annotation, cellular component: nucleus. Gene Ontology annotation, molecular function: histone binding; chromatin DNA binding. Gene Ontology annotation, biological process: regulation of DNA-templated transcription. NCBI's taxonomy places the organism in Eukaryota, Metazoa, Chordata, Actinopteri, Anguilliformes, Anguillidae. The transcript has 22 exons. The record is from RefSeq and is a predicted model, not a curated record. Bases 264 to 2738 code for a protein of 824 amino acids.